This is a messenger RNA of Aspergillus heteromorphus CBS 117.55, 885 nucleotides long. RefSeq lists its product as uncharacterized. The record is from RefSeq and is a predicted model, not a curated record. The coding region runs from base 1 to 885 and encodes 294 amino acids. NCBI's taxonomy places the organism in Eukaryota, Fungi, Ascomycota, Eurotiomycetes, Eurotiales, Aspergillaceae. The transcript is spliced from 2 exons.
AUGGAUAGCAGAUAUCGGCAGCCCGAAGACUAUACAUACAGCUCCAACCUCGCCCCGGAACAGAAUCUUUUUUUCUCCACCAACAGUUCGAGUUUCGUUAGCAUCAGUCUGAACAUUCAUACCUUCGGCACAAAUUUACUACAGGACAACAUUCAAACUUCACUCAUCUACCGUGAAAAUGUCUUUCGUCCCACCGGCGACCAGAUGGCCCUGGAUGGAUUCGAGGAGACUGGCCCGAUUUUCGACCCUCAAGAUGGAAUUGAUACCGAAGUCCGCUACUCCUUCGUUGACGUGGGCGGAUUCCUCGCAUUUGUUUACAGCGAGUCCACCAACCCGGAGCAGUUCCAGGCUCUGUUCACUCGUCGAUUCCAGCAGAUGAAGCCCCAGGUGAGAGGUGGAGUGGAAGGCAGCUAUGACGUUAUGGGACUGGCCGCCUCCGGCAGCUCCUAUGCCUUCUACAAGUCUGUCACUACCAUCGAUCAUGGUGGUGUGCCUGUGGUCACCGCUGUGCGCAUGGGGCCCCCAGGUAACCUGCAGGGUAGGGGGUUGCCUAUUUUCAAUGGAAUCAUUCAGGCGAUGAUCGACCAGACAGGGGCUCUUCGCCAGCAGUAUGAUGUUGAUAUUCAUGAUCAGCAUGAGCUGGAUCUUAUCCUGGGACCCGUUCGCUCGAGCGCAAUCCCCUACGCUCCCGGCGGUCACUUCGAGUUGCAGCGGAUGCACUCCUCUGGUAGCCGCCACAGCGCUGGUAGCCCGCACGCUGCUGGUAGCAACCGCACCACUGGUAGCUAUCGCAUCACUGGUAGCCAUCGCUCCACUGGCAGUCAUGGCUCCACGGACAGCGCCUCCCACCCCAGGUAUUGCCCGUGCGGGUUCUGCAUCCAGUAG